AUGAAACCACGAGACUCCUGGGGCUGUAUUCCCGCCCUCAAGGUUGGCGAUGUGGAGCUAGUUGACAACGUGGAGAAAGCUCAGGCGUUCAUGGACUCGUUUUUCCCAUCUAUGGCGUCUGCGCAAGAGGAAGCACCCGCCCGCGCCCCAACCGAGAUCCGAUGGCAUCCAAUCUCCGAGAUUGAAAUCUAUCGAUCUCUCAGGGCUGCCAAAGGCACAACAGCACCAGGCGAGGACGGUCUACCCACGUUGAUCUGGAAACGUCUCUGGAAAUACCUCGGAAAUAUCAUCACAAGGAUUUUCACGUCAUCGAUUGAACUAGGAUACCACCCACGGCGAUGGAGAAGCGCGCGAAUCAUAGUCCUGCGGAAGCCCGGGAAACCAGACUACUCGCUACCUGGAGCUUACCGCCCGAUCUCGCUACUCAACACACUCGGCAAGUUAUUGGAAGCGGUGAUGGCCCGGCGGCUGUCCUUCUUCGCGGAGCACUACGGUCUUCUACCGGAUACUCAGUUCGGAGGACGUCCGGGACGAACAACCGAGCAAGCCCUCAUAAUGCUUGCUAACGCAAUUGACCGGGCGUGGUACAGACAGAAGGUCGUCUCACUGGUGGCCUUUGACCUAAAGGGAGCCUUCAAUGGGGUGAACAAGACAAGCCUGGACGUCCGCCUCCAGUCCAAGGGUAUCCCAUCGGUGGCCCGGAAGUGGAUUGCGAGCUUCAUGAGUGGGCGCCAGGCGAGCAUUGGGUUCGACGACUACCAGACCGAGGUGGCGCCGCUAGACAACGCCGGGCUCGCGCAAGGCUCUCCACUCUCACCUAUCCUCUUUGCGUUCUUCAACUGCGACCUGGUCGACCAGCCGGUCGAUUUUCACGGUGGGGCAUCUGCCUUCAUCGAUGACUACUUCCGCUGGCGAGUUGGCUGGAGCGCUAAAGAGAACCUGGCCAAAAUCCAGUCCGAAGACAUGCCCCGGAUCGAAGCCUGGGCCCGGCGAACUGGGUCCUGCUUCGCCGCAGAGAAGACCGAACUCAUUCACAUUACUCGCAAGAGGAAAGAACAGAGCCAGGGCCAGCUUGUUAUGAAUGGCAAUACCAUCAAACCAUCUACGACCGCCAAACUCCUAGGUGUAAUCUUCGACCAUGAGCUACGGUGGAAGGAACACGUACAGCAAGCCGUCAAACGAGCCACCAAGGUCAACAUCGCGCUUGGGGGCUUGCGACAACUCCGUCCAGAGCAAAUGCGACAGCUUUACGAAGCGUGCGUCACACCAGUUGUCGACUACGCAUCGACCGUCUGGCAUGAUCCGCUUCGAGACAAGACCCAUCUACGACACCUCCGCACCGUACAACGAGCGGCGCUCAUCCGCGUCCUAUCUGCAUUUCGAACGGUGGCAACAACCACACUUGACGUAGAGGCACAUGUACUACCAACGCACCUUCGUCUGCGCUACCGUGCACAGAAUACCAUCACUAGACUGCAUACCCUACCCCAAAAACAUCCCAUAUGGAACGCCCUGAAUCGAGCCCAGAGAAGACGUAACAAUCGUGGAUCGUUCGCUCGGUUCCCGCUAUCAGAAGCCUUGAAAACCAUGAACUUGGAGAGACUACAGGAAAUCGAAAUGAUUGAUCCAACCCCACUACCACCUUGGCGAAAAGAAGCCUUCUCGGAAAUCGAGAUUGAAUCAGACAGGGAGAUCGCGAUAGAAAGGGCCGAGGCUGCACGGUCAACCGCGGACAUCGUGGUGUACUCGGAUGCCUCGGGAAGAGAAGGCCAUCUAGGUGCCGCAGCGGCCGCGCUGAAUGACUCACUAGAAACAAUCGACAGCAUGCAAGUGCAGGUUGGACCCAUGGAUCGGUGGUCGGUACAUGCCGCCGAGCUGAUUGGGGUCCUUGACAGCAAGUCGGCCCUGCAAGCAAUCCAGAAUCCCGGGAACAAGUCGGGACAACAGAUCAUCCAUGCCAUUCUACAAGCAGCCAGGAACACCAAGACCCACGGCAUGUCGAUACGACUACAGUGGACACCCGGACACUGCGAAGUGCCAGGGAACGACGCUGCUGAUUUACUGGCCAAGGAGGCAGCUGUGCCGGGAAAAACUCACCCGUUUUGCUGUUUGCUAUCACGCGAGAGAGCACACAUUAGGCAAGGGAUCCACGCCCAAUGGAAGAACGAAUGGAACGGCUCGAGCACCGGCGCCCAUCUGCGUCAGAUCGACGACACACUACCGGCCAAGUACACCAGACGGCUCUACGGCUCCCUGCCUAGAAAUCGAGCGUACUUAUUCACGCAGUUGCGAACCGGACACUGCUGGUUGUCAACAUACGCAAAGACUUUCCGAUUUCGAGACGACGAUCUGUGCGUCUGUGGUGAACGGGAAAGCGUUCACCACGUGUUGUUAGAUUGCCCACGAUUGAGAGAACUGAGAAGAGAGCUGCGAAUUAAGGUUGGCGAUGCUUUCAACAGCAUAUCGACACUGUUGGGUGGACCAGGAGAAGAAGGAAGAGGUAAGAUUGACAGUGCAUCACGAACCAAGACAGUGGAGGCUGUCUUGGAUUUUGUUGAAGCAUCGCAACGGUUUCAAAGCCGCGCGCCAUAA
Messenger RNA from Penicillium hordei, 2592 nucleotides. RefSeq lists its product as uncharacterized. Gene Ontology annotation, molecular function: nucleic acid binding. The transcript is spliced from 2 exons. The record is from RefSeq and is a predicted model, not a curated record. Bases 1 to 2592 code for a protein of 863 amino acids. Lineage: Eukaryota; Fungi; Ascomycota; Eurotiomycetes; Eurotiales; Aspergillaceae.